AUGGGAGAUUGGAUUGGUAGCUCAUGGGUAUGGGGACUACAAUGGCGUCGCCACUUGUUUGAUUGGGAAAAUGAAGAUGUACAAGCACUUCAACAUAUCAUUCAUCAAAAGGGGCCGAAAAGAGACACGACGGAUGGUAUCCUCUGGAAGAAUGCAGUUGCUGUCUCUUAUCCUACAAAAGACAUAACAGAUAAGCUCUCUGAAUCCCUUGUUCCUUCCCUUCCGAAAUCAGUAGCGUCAAUUGUCUGGCAAAAAUUCAUACCCCCGAGAGCAAAACUGAUUGUAUGGCUGGCAAAUAAGGAGAGGCUGAAAACUGGAGACCUGCUCGUGGAAAAAGGAAUCAUUCCCCCCCAAGAUGCAAACUGCCCUUUCUGCGGUAUGUUUCUUGAAUCCAACUCUCACAUUCUAUUUGUUUGCAGAUUCUCUUGGAGUGCUUGGAUGGAAAUUAUUAACUGGUGGGGCCUAUCAGCUCCUCUCCAUAAUCAACCCUCAAAAUUCAGCAUACAAUGGCUAGGCCUGGUCAAUCGUAGGAGUCACAAGGACAUCUGGACCCUCACACUGGGAUGCGUCUUUUGGUCUUUGUGGUAUGAAAGGAACCAAAUCAAGUUUAAAAGAAAAACGCCAAAUCUGCACAAUUUUGUUCUUUCCUUGAAAAUCCGAAUUGGAAUUUGGGCCAAGGAAAUGAUGGGUUCCGAUAUAUGUGCUCCAAAUGUUAUACAUAAUGGAUACUGA
Molecule: messenger RNA, 732 nt
Organism: Amaranthus tricolor (Joseph's coat)
Lineage: Eukaryota; Viridiplantae; Streptophyta; Magnoliopsida; Caryophyllales; Amaranthaceae
Exons: 2
Coding region: 1-732 (243 amino acids)
Source: RefSeq, a predicted model, not a curated record